Phymastichus coffea is the source of this 1805-nucleotide messenger RNA. RefSeq lists its product as uncharacterized. Gene Ontology annotation, molecular function: serine-type endopeptidase activity. Gene Ontology annotation, biological process: proteolysis. Lineage: Eukaryota; Metazoa; Arthropoda; Insecta; Hymenoptera; Eulophidae. The record is from RefSeq and is a predicted model, not a curated record. The transcript has 4 exons. Bases 857 to 1696 code for a protein of 279 amino acids.
UAGUAUAUGCUUAACGUGUAACUGUAGAAUAAGAAUUUAUCUUAUAUUUGAUACUUUAACUAUUUUUAUCUGAAUUUUUCAAACAAAUAUAAACUAUUACAUAAUUUAUUAUAAACAAUUUAUUAUAAACAUUGCAAUAUAGUGUGGACAGCAAAGAUAUAGAAUUGCCACGUCAUAGCAAAAAGUUGUAUAAAAAAUUCUUAAUUAGAUUACACGUUAAAUAACUAUUGAAAAAAUGCAUUAAUUAUUUAAAUAAAGAAUAGUGUUUGUGCUAAAGAUUAUUAUGUAUAGAUAAUCAGGAAAUAGAUUUCAAAUAAAAUAAAUUGUUAUUUUAGGAUUUUGUCGCAUUAAAAAUCAUAGAACCUUAUACAGACCUUUUUUAAAAUAAAAAAAUUUAUUGCAAUUUAUGCAAAUACUAAUCAUUACAGAGACGUAAUGAAGAAUGUGAAAAAUAUCAAAGGAUCACAAAUAGCCUGUAGCUCAUUUCAACUCGCGAAAGGAUUUCAUAUAAUUGAUCAAUUAUAUAUUAAAAAUCUCUUUUAGAAAAGAAAUAUCACCUGAUCAUAAACUAUACUUUAAUGCAAGACGCAUAUGCGAAAAUGAAUGUCACGGUAAAAGAAAUGAUGAUUUUAUUAUUAUGUCGUAACUUGUUAGCGCAUCAAGGCUGACUUUACGAUCAACCAUGUUUUACUUUCAUCUAGUUUGAUAAUGCGAAAACGAUUUUCCUCGUGCAGUUGAUAAUGUUGCAAAAACAAAUCGACAUCUUUUACAGUUACGCUGACCUGACUUUUCAUAAUACUUCUACAAUUUUAUCGUGACUCACAAAUAGGUGAUUGAUUAUUCGUAAACUUUCACCAUGAUUCUGUUUUUAGCAUAUAUUUUCUUGAUUGCUCAAAUAUUCCUUUGUGUAAAAGCUGAUCCACUAGUAGGUGAACAUAUUUUUCCAGCGAAUCCUCAUGAAUUCCCUUUUAUUGUAUUAUUUAAACAAAAAAGUUCGAAAGAACGGUUAAACAGUGAAUAUUUUUGUACCGGAUCACUUAUUACGCAGAAACAUAUUAUAACAGUUGCACACUGUUUUCAACAUAGAAUACAAAAUGAAAUCGAGGCGAUCUUUGCCGGGAAGGACUGGACAACGUCCUAUUUCAGUUAUGCAAUCGAUUCGUGGUGUAUAUACGACUCCUGGGCUCGAGCGAAUGAAAAAACUAUCGAGUUUCCAAUAAAUGAUGUGGCAAUUGUUAAGUUAUCAUUACCGGUACGUCACGAUGGUAUAACACCUGCCCACCUCACGAAUUUAAAUAACAAACAACUCUACGGAACAAAGGCAAUGAUAGUUGGCUGGGUAGGCAUAUAUGAUAAUUCAUCUACAAUGCAUUUACUACAAGGGAAAGUAACGAUAUUAAGACCCUACGAGUCCGAGCAUCUAUUAAAAUUGGUGGCUAAUAGAAAAAUUAAAGUAAGUGAAAAUUAUCUGACAACAUCAGCUGAUCCAUAUAUACUCUCAAGUUGUGGUGAUAGUGGUGGACCGCUUUUGGACAAGGACAAUAUCCUUUUAGGAGUCACACGGGGUAUAUGUCCGACUAUAAAAUGGGGUAACUUUCCUCCCGAGUUUUUAAAGAAAUAUAAAGUAACCGUUCAUUUGAGUGUCGAUUACUAUAGAGAGUUCAUUGAAAAUGUUACAACAUUGACCGAAGAUUAAUAAGAUGUACUAUUUAAGUUUUUUUUAUUUAUAUCUAGUAGAACUUUAUUUUACAAAAUAAAGUUCAGGCAAUUUGAAUUGAAUAAAAAGGUAACUACUUGAAGACACA